Molecule: messenger RNA, 1128 nt
Organism: Vanderwaltozyma polyspora DSM 70294
Lineage: Eukaryota; Fungi; Ascomycota; Saccharomycetes; Saccharomycetales; Saccharomycetaceae
Gene: ASP1
Product: asparaginase ASP1
Exons: 1
Coding region: 1-1128 (375 amino acids)
Molecular function (GO): asparaginase activity
Source: RefSeq, a predicted model, not a curated record
AUGCCUAAUGAAUCUGUAGAGGUUACCACUAUUUGCAGAGAUGUUUCAAAUUCUCAGUUCAUUUUACAAUGUCCUAUUGAAGGCCAUCCAGAUAGUGCCGCAGAUGUUGAGGGUUCAACUCAGAGAAAUUUACCAAGAAUUAAGAUCUUAGGUACUGGUGGUACUAUAGCUUCGAAAGGGAGUGAUUCAUCACAGACUGCUGGUUAUCAUGUAGAUUUAACUAUUCAAGAUAUGUUAGAAUCUAUUCCUGAUAUUUCGGGUAUUUGUGAAAUAGAAUAUGAACAGUUAUGUAACGUUGAUUCAAAAGAUAUCGACGAAAGUUUGUUAUAUAAAAUUUAUAAAGGUAUUUCAGAUUCUUUGCAAAGUUUUGACGGUAUUGUUAUCACUCAUGGUACUGAUACAUUAGCGGAAACUGCAUUUUUUAUCGAAAGUACGAUUGACUCUGGCGAUGUACCAAUUGUAUUCGUUGGUUCUAUGAGACCUUCCACUAGUAUAUCUGCCGAUGGUCCAAUGAACCUAUAUCAAGCCAUCUGUAUAGCCUCUAGCACCAAAUCAAGAGGCAGAGGUGCUUUGGUUUCAUUAAAUGAUCAAAUUUCAGCAGGUUACUAUAUUACGAAAACAAAUGCCAAUAGUUUAGAUUCUUUUAAUGUUAGACAAGGUUACCUAGGAAAUUUCGUAAAUAACGAAAUUCAUUAUUAUUACCCACCUGUUAAACCACAAGGCUGUCAUAGAUUUAAGUUGAAAGUUAGUCCAACUGAGACUAAGUUCAGUUUUCCAAAAGUUUGUAUUCUAUAUGCUCACCAAGCUGUUUCCUCUGAAUUACUUGAUCUGGUAUCAACUCGUUAUGAAGGGAUAGUUAUUGCAACAUUAGGUGCAGGCUCAUUACCAGAUGAAGUCAAUGCCAAAUGCUUAUCAUUAAAUAUCCCAAUAGUAUAUUCAAAGAGAAGUAGAGAUGGUAUGGUACCAAUUGCAAACCUACCAGGUUGUCAAGAAGAGGUAAAUUAUAAUCUAAUUGCAUCAGGAUAUUUAAACCCAGAAAAGAGCAGAAUUCUUUUACAGCUAUGUUUAGCUGGUAGUUACUCAUUCAACGAGAUAAGACAUGUAUUUAGUGGAGUAUAUGGUGGUUAA